UGGUCUCUUUAUGUGUGCGGCGACUGAAACCAAAAGCACAGCCUUUUGGUGUGUGUUUGUAUGUGUGUGUGUUUAUUGACCGCAACGCUGAACUGAGGAAAAAAAAAAGGUGGAGGCUUCAAGGAUAAAUGUUGUGACACCAGCAACAGGUAGAGUUGCUUUUACAUUCCUAAGCUAGUGAUACAAGAACACGUUUGUUCCCAGAGGAAGUACGGAAGUUGUCAAACGCCUCUCUUAGAGCCAUCAUGUCGUUUUACAGCCGGGAGUAUCGGUGAAUGUACCGCGAGGUUUGUGAAUCAUUUAAUGCUGCCGAGAUUUUUGUUUUGGUUGAAUCCAGAGAGGAAGCCUUCUGCAUCUGCAUUCAGCCCCCACUCAUCAUGCCCGUCCACAAGAGGCAGCCCAGUAUCGAACUUCUGGAAUUUAUGGGAGUGGUGAAAGAAAAUGGAAAUGACCAGACAUCACUUCCUCCUGUGCACACUCCUCUCUCGUACGACUAUGUCCUAGUUGCAAAAACCAUCGAUUGCCAGCAGAGAGAGGCGUUCAAGAAACAAACAGAAUAUAUUGAAGAGCUGAAAAAGAAGAACUUGAAAGUCACUAAAAUUAUAGACGAUGAUCUGGUCUUUUACGGGAUUCAAGCGCCCAAAGAAAUAUUUGAGAAGUACAGGUAUCUGCUCAAAGUGUCGGAUGCUUGUAACUGGAGCUCGGAUCAGAACGUUGUACCGCUCAGCACCAGGAUAAGGAUUGUCCACUUCAUCUUGAAUCACACCCCUAUACGUUCAGGAGAGAAUCUGCGGAAUCUUAUGGCGAUGAAGGUUUUUGAGGCAAGAUUCUGCUUGCAUGAGAAAAGGAAGCAGAGAGAGCUGAAGGAGAGCUGGGCACGAUGGACAGCCUGUCUCCAAGGGCAACCCAUAACUGCUGUCAGGAACUACUUUGGGGAGAAGGUGGCCUUGUACUACCUGUGGCUGGGCUGGUACACAUAUCUGCUCAUUGCUCCCGCUCUCAUCGGGGCCAUAGUUUUCCUUUAUGGUCUCGCCUUCUUUAACAGCUCGCCUCUCAUAAAGGAGGUGUGCGAGGCUGACACAGUCAUGUGUCCGCUCUGUGACAAGAGAUGCAAAGUGUGGCAGCUCUCCGACACCUGCACGUAUGCUAAGGUCAGCCUGCUGUUUGAUAAUGAGGGCACGGUGCUCUUUGCAAUGUUCAUGGCAGUGUGGGCAACACUGUUUUUGGAGUUCUGGAAGAGACAUCGUGCUUCUUAUGUGUGCGAAUGGAAAGUGUCCGAUUGGUGUGAAGAGGAGGAGGAACUGAUUUUGGAGAUAGUGAACAACGCUAACUGUGAACCAAAAAAGUAUAAACACUCCUAUCUGCGCAGUACUCUGGUUCUGAUCUGUGUCACUAUUAUGAUACUAGUGAUCAUCGGCCUCACACAUGCCCUGGUGGUGUUCAGGGUGAUUGUAGCAGUGCUCCUAGCUGAAGGAUCAUGGGAGUUCCUGAGCAAUCACUCCAACAGUGGGGCCAUGAUGCUGGGGGCGGUCUUCCAUUACCUCAUCAUCACGAUCAUGACAAGGGUCAACAGGAUAGUAGCCAUGAAGCUGUGUGACAUAGAGGAAACCUCGUUUGCUACCACAGAGAAGAGUUUCACAGUCAAGAUGUUCACCUUCCAGUUCUUUACCUAUUUCUCCUCCCUCUUCUACGUCGCUUUUUUUCUGGGCAGGAUAAAUGGGCAUCCAGGUGGAUAUGUCCGAAUUGCAGGGAAAUGGAGGUUAGAGGAAUGCCAUCCCAGUGGGUGCCUCACAGACCUAUUCAUCCAAAUGGCCAUUAUAAUGGUGCUCAAGCAAACCAUCAGUAAUGUCUUUGAGUUCGCUGGCCCCUGGUUCUCCAGGUGGCUGAAGAGAAGAAACACAAAGAAGCUGCAGAGGAAGUGCGCUCACUGCUACCUGAAAGACGAAUCGGAGGGUAAAUACGGAGCUGAACUGUGUGAAAACUGCAAGCUUCGAGACUGGCUCGGCAACUACCGGCUGAAUGACGUCGACUCCUUCAGCCUGUUCCAUGAGUUCCUGGAGAUGGUGAUCCAGUUCAGCUUUACCACCAUAUUUGUGGCAGCGUUUCCUCUUGCUCCUCUGCUCGCCCUCAUUAACAACAUCAUUGAGAUUCGCUUGGAUGCGAUCAAAAUGGUCACUCUGGAGCGCAGACUUGUUCCAAAGAAAACAAACGAUAUUGGUGUGUGGAUCAACGUGCUGGAGGCCAUUGGGGUAUUAGCUGUCAUUGCUAAUGGGCUGGUCAUUGGUGUUUCUUCAGACUUCAUUCCUCGACUGGUGUACCGCUACCGCUACGGCCCAUGUGCAAACGGCACUGUGACAGAUAUCGACUGCAUGGCUGGUUACAUCAACAACUCCCUCUCCAUUGCACGAAUGGAUGACAAAAACAUACGAAAUGAGUUUUCGUCUUAUCAGAUGGUCGCUCCCAGUGGACUGAACGUCUCUUACUGCAGCUACAAAGACUACAGGAGCAACCAGGACUACAGUCUGACCCCACAAUACUGGCUAAUAUUAGCCGUACGCUUUGCAUUUGUCAUCCUGUUUGAGCACGUUGUUGUCAUAUGCAAGUUCAUUGCAGCCUGGUUUGUACCGAGCGCUCCCAUCCAGGUCAAGAAUGACAGACUCUUUGAUAGACUCAAAAGACUAAAAGAGGAGCUCAGUUCAUUUGAAGCGUGACCCCACUCAGACCCUUAAAUGUUUCACAUUUUCCAAGGAGGACAUGAACCCAGUGUUGCCUUGUUCACUAAGGUUUCCGACUAACACAGUGUUGAGUCCACUUUAAAGCCAUUAAUCAUCUCUACAGAGUUCAGAUGGAGGCUCUCACUCUCUUUAGUUGUUUACAGUUGAAUGUUAAGUGCUGCUACUUUGAUCCUCAGCUAUAAAAUGGACUUUGAAGACAGACAAGUUGUGCUGUUUCUGAUUUUACUGAACAUGUCUUUCAUGAGAUUAUUCUAAUUCUAUUUUAAGAAUGCACAUUUAGCUUAUAUUUGGAUCUCUAUAUUUGUGAGACGUAUGUGAGUGUUUUUAAUUGAAGCCAAACAUAAUUUAUACUGCUUUUGCACUUACAAUAAAGAGUGUUUGCUACAAUGCUGCCUUAUAAUGUAAAUAAGCGCUGUGAUGAAUGUCAGUACUGCAUUCUGAUGGUGUCUUUAGUAAAUCAGAUAUAAGAAUGUUUUGCAUUGUAAUAUUUUAUAUUAUUGAAUAAAAGAGGAAACUUUUGG
Molecule: messenger RNA, 3256 nt
Organism: Labrus mixtus (cuckoo wrasse)
Lineage: Eukaryota; Metazoa; Chordata; Actinopteri; Labriformes; Labridae
Product: anoctamin-9
Exons: 24
Coding region: 276-2711 (811 amino acids)
Biological process (GO): chloride transmembrane transport
Cellular component (GO): plasma membrane
Molecular function (GO): chloride channel activity; protein dimerization activity
Source: RefSeq, a predicted model, not a curated record